AUGGCGUACGAUGUUGGGUUCAUUUUUCAUCUUACUACCAUUUGCAAUGGAUUAUAGAGUCUAGAUCUAGAUCUAGUUACUACUACUUCCAUUAACACUGUCUAUUAAACGUAAAACUAAUAGAAUCCAAUUGAAAGCUUAAAUACAAACAUUUCUUAUCAAGAAUCUCUCUAAAAUGUCUAUGAUAGCGAAAAAUCGCAUCCAUAGUACCUGGACACCAUUGAGCAAUGAAGAAGCCAACACAAAGAUAUUUGAAGAAAGAAAAAAUCUUGUUGGCAAAUGGUUUCAAAAAUGGAAUGAUGAUCAAAGAAGGCAACUUUUUGAAGAGCUGGUUGGGAUCAGCAAAAGAAAACAAUUAGAAUAUGCCAGAGAGCUGAUAGACAGCAGGGUCCCUUGCACGAAGGAUGACUUCACUAGAUAUUUACCCAGGGUGAUCACCCUGUACAUCUUUUCUUUUCUCGAUGCUCGCAGUUUGUGUCAGUGUGCCCAGGUGUGUUGGUAUUGGAGAUAUUUAAGUGAGCUGGAUCAGUUGUGGAUGUCAAAGUGUUUACAUUUUGGCUGGAGCCUUACGUUCACUCCUAGUCCUUAUGAAAAUGGCAUAUGGAAGAGAAACUUUAUUGAACAGUUUAAGAUUUUCCAAGCUUUGAUGCCAAAGAGCCCCCCUGUGUCUGACAUGAGCAAGCUAAAGUUAAAAGAAAAAUCAGUAAAGGGAGGUAAGAAGCCCUCUGGUCCUGUUCCAUGGAGAGGGUCUGAUCCAGUUCCCAAAGACACCUGGAGAUACAACUACCUGAACAAUGACGAGGUGUUGGACCAAGUAGCGAAGCUGCGCCAGAGAAAAGCUUAUGGAUCAACAACAGACGAUCUAGUGAAAAAAGCUCGUAGUAAAGUUAAUACAGGAUCUAAUGUGCUAAACUCACUUAGUAGAUCACAAAGUUUAACACGGAUGAGCUCUGGGAUGGAGGAAUCUGAGAGGCCCAAGUGGGCGCAGCAAGUGAAGACACAAUUUCUACACAAGAACAAAAUGAAAGAAAAUGGCCUCCUGGCGAAGAUCGCACGGCCGGGGCCCGUCAGUCCACCCCCUCGUCUGACCCACUCCAGGCCAACCACAUCACGCACUCCCAGGGAUCCCCCCAGCACAGAACUUUUCCCUCACACACCGUGGAAGAUUCCAUCACAGGAAGAAGAUUCAGAUACUGAGGUGCACUGACCUUCAUUGACAUGAUCCUACUAUUUCUAGUGCCCAUAUUCACAUCAUAUAUACCCAUAAUCUGUCCAUUAUUUUAUUUUGUUUAAAAUCCAAUAUCAAAAUAAUAAUGUAUAGAAAAGCUUUAUGAAUUAAGUAGUAUUUGAUUUUUAGAAUUAAUUUGAUGAAAAAGUAAGCCUUUUUAAGAGUGAAAAGAAUCCAUGCCUUUAUUACUAACAUGGAUUAAAAGAAUUGUUUCAAUCCUUUUUAGAUAAAUUGUUGUUUUCUCAUAAAAAUUAAAUUGUGCCUUUUUAUAAAUAUUUAAAUUUUUAACAAACCUAAAGUAUACACAUUUUCUUAAAUUAACAAAUAUUCUGUAAAUAGAAAAUAAUUUAAGCAGGAACUUGA
This is a messenger RNA of Physella acuta, 1591 nucleotides long. Its product is annotated as F-box only protein 16. NCBI's taxonomy places the organism in Eukaryota, Metazoa, Mollusca, Gastropoda, Physidae. The record is from RefSeq and is a predicted model, not a curated record. Gene Ontology annotation, molecular function: protein binding.